Molecule: messenger RNA, 1701 nt
Organism: Temnothorax curvispinosus
Lineage: Eukaryota; Metazoa; Arthropoda; Insecta; Hymenoptera; Formicidae
Product: m7GpppX diphosphatase-like
Exons: 5
Coding region: 379-1407 (342 amino acids)
Biological process (GO): deadenylation-dependent decapping of nuclear-transcribed mRNA
Cellular component (GO): nucleus; P-body
Molecular function (GO): hydrolase activity; RNA 7-methylguanosine cap binding
Source: RefSeq, a predicted model, not a curated record
AGGUUCCGUCUAUGUUUUAAGUCUAUGGUUUCGAUUGAGUUAUUAUGAUUAUUACAAUUUUUUAUCCUUCCACAACUGGACGAUUGAUUUGUCACCACUUGUCACGACUUGUGUUUACCGGUGUUUACAUCAGUUUAAUUGUGGGGUGAGAACUGUGCUAAAGGAAGGACGUGCGAAAUACGAACAGGAUUAUCACGGCGCCUGCUAUUUUCACACGGCGAUCCACAUACUCGAUCUCAUUCACGAUCGAGAAAAUCGCGUAACGGUAAUUCAACAACCAUCAAACCACUGUGCAUCGAGAGAAAGAGUGAAGAGAAUAGCGAGUUCUGACGCGCUUUUUUUCGCAAUUACCGGUUUUUUAACAUUAAAGGGACGAGCAUGGCGGAAAAAUGUACGAGUGAAAACGAUAAGGACUGUCCGCCGGCGAAGAAAGUUAAAUUGAACGACGAGAGCACCGAUGUGGUCGAGAAGAAUCCAGAUGAGAAUGAUAAAAGUAAGACAGAACUGGAUCUGUCGGGCUUCAAAGUGACGAGGGUACUGCAGAAUAAUUGUGCACGGAAGUUAAUAUGCAUGGAAGGGACGUUCGAGGGCCACGAGGGCUCGGCGAUUGUUCUGCUGGAGCAAAAGAGUUUUCCUCAUGACAAGGUGAUCUUGGAGAAGGAUUUCUUCGACGGAAAGACGAUCUUCCGGGAGAUCUUUAAUAACGACAUCUACAGAAACUACAAUUGCUGGCCGACCAAAGAGCAUAAUGGUCUGCAUGCGACCGUGAUAUAUCCUGCUACGCAAACACACAUCGACAAAUACAAGAGACAGGAGUUAUAUGUGAUAGAUGAAACAUAUGAACUUUAUCAGCAGGUCACUCUCCCUUACAUAGAAUCGAAGAGUCUGGGCUUGGAGUGGAUAACUAAUAUUCUGGAGCACAAGGCUGAACAGGAAAGUGUUAUUUAUGAGGAUCCUGACAAGGAUAAUGGUUUUGUGUUAGUGACCGAUUUCAAGUGGGAUAAACAGAUGGACACGUUAAAGUUAUUGGCCCUGCCAUUUCAAAAAAUAAGGUCAUUGAGAGAGUUGAAUGGAUCUCAUCUUCCUUUAUUAAAAAAUAUACGAGAUGCCGGGACGGCAGCGAUUAGUAAAAAGUUUAACAUACCUGCGUCGCAGCUCAGAAUGUAUUUCCACUAUCAGCCAUCGUAUUAUUAUCUACAUGUGCAUUUCUGCUAUCUUAUGUUUGAAGCGCCAGGAAUAUAUGCGGAAAAAGCGCAUCUUUUAUCAACAGUUAUAAGAAACUUGGAACUGAUGUCGGACUAUUAUACGAAAGCAGUACUUUCGUAUGUAGUGUUUAAAGGCAGUCCGCUUUAUGAAAAGUUUAAAUCACAUGGAGCCCUACAGACAUCGACAUGUGAAACGCAAUAGACUGUAAAUAUAGCGUAAAUAAGACUGUUUUACUUUGAACGAACGUAAGUUAUAUUUUACGUUUUUAUAUCAGACGACAAGAAAUUGAUAUGUAUUUUAUUUACUAUUUGAAAAUAAGAAAAAUGAUUAACAAAACAUGCAGUGUUGUUAAUCAAAAACAUCUACAGUAGAAAUUAAGCGUAUUAAAUCUUCGUAUUAAUAAAAUAUAUUAGAACCACAGACGUCAAAUUACUUACAGUUAAAAAUUAACAAAUAGAAAAAAACAGAUUGAAGAGUACUUUUAUAUAUUUUAAU